UUGUGCACCUGUACGCGCGUUGAGGUCUGAGGAGUUCGCGUUUAUUUUUGGAAUAUUUGGAUCGGAAGCUUGGGAUUCGUUUCAUCCAUUAUUUUCAUAUACUUUGAUAGGUGUGGAAAGAUGUCGAUGAGCCGGGCAUGGAAGGAUCUCAAGUUGUCGCAACCAGUGAUGAGAGCUGUUCUGAAGCGUUUUGAGUACGAGUUAAUGACACCAGUGCAGGCAGCAUGCAUUCCUCAGUUCAUGAACUACAAGGAUGUUGCUGUUGAAGCUGUGACUGGAAGUGGAAAAACUGUAGCAUUCUUAGUGCCUCUACUGGAAAUCCUACUGAGCAAGUGUAUGGCAGUUCGGAAGCAUGAUGUGUAUGCAGUCAUCAUAUCUCCCACUCGAGAACUGGCCACCCAGAUCUGUGAAGUGUUGGACGUUUUCCUGCUAGAGCUGCCUCAGUUCUCUAGGCAGCUGUUCAUUGGUGGGACAAAUCCGGCCACGGAUGUUCAGAAGCUGAGUGAAGAGGGCAGCAACAUUAUCGUGGCCACCCCGGGCCGGUUUCACGAUCUUCUUGAGCGGCGCGAGUCGGGCGCGAGGCUGCAGGCAGCGCUCAGAUGCCUGGAGGUGCUGGUGCUGGACGAGGCCGACCGGCUCCUGGACCUGGGCUUCGAGCGGCAGCUGAACGACAUCCUGAUCGGCUGCCACGCCAGCGGCGCACGGGUCUCUUCUCGGCCACGCAGACGGACGAGGUGCAGAAGCUGGUCCGCGCCGGCCUGCGCAACCCCGUGGCCAUCACCGUCCGCGAGAAGCAAGGUGUUUCGAGAACACCACACCAGCUGGAGAACUUCUACAUGAUCUGUGAAGCGAAGCACAAACUCGGCACCCUGAUUCAGAUGCUGCGUGAGAAGGUGGCUUCAGAGGAGAAGGUUAUGGUGUUCUUCUCUACCUGUGCCAUGGUGGAAUAUCUUACGGUGGUCAUCAAAGAGUGAGU
This is a messenger RNA of Pollicipes pollicipes, 976 nucleotides long. RefSeq names its product ATP-dependent RNA helicase DDX55. Gene Ontology annotation, molecular function: nucleic acid binding; ATP binding; RNA helicase activity. Lineage: Eukaryota; Metazoa; Arthropoda; Thecostraca; Pollicipedomorpha; Pollicipedidae. The record is from RefSeq and is a predicted model, not a curated record.